Messenger RNA from Colossoma macropomum (tambaqui), 814 nucleotides. Its product is annotated as tripartite motif-containing protein 29-like. Gene Ontology annotation, molecular function: zinc ion binding. The coding region runs from base 1 to 699 and encodes 232 amino acids. The record is from RefSeq and is a predicted model, not a curated record. The transcript has 7 exons. NCBI's taxonomy places the organism in Eukaryota, Metazoa, Chordata, Actinopteri, Characiformes, Serrasalmidae.
AUGAGAGGAAAAACAGAACACAAGCUGAUAAGCCCAUUAAAGAACCUGGAGGACUACAUAUGCCAGAAGCACAGGAGACCCCUGGAGUUGUUCUGUAGAGAUGACCAGAUGUUUGCGUGUAUGAUCUGCACUGUGACUGACCACAAGAAGCACAACACUGUUCCUGUAGAGGAGGGGAUUGGAGAAAUGAAGCUGGAGAAGACACAGACAGAGGUGCAGCAGAUGAUCCAAGACAGACUGAAGAAGAUCAAAGACAUCAAACACUCAGUAGAGCUCAGAAAAAGAAACACAGAGAAAGAGAAAGCAGACAGUGCUGAACUCUUCACUGCUCUGAUCUGCUACAUUGAGAGAAGCCAGGCUGAGCUGCUUGAGGUGAUGGAGGAGAAGCAGAAAGCAGCAGAGAGGCUGGCUGAAGACCUCAUUAAAGAGCUGGAGCAGGAAAUCACUGAGCUAAAGAGGAGAGACACUGUGCUGGAGCAGCUCUCCCACACCGAGGACCACCUCCACCUCCUACAGAUUUACCCAUCACUGUGCAGACCUCCACACACCAAGAACUGGACUGACAUCAGUAUUGACACUCAUCUGAGUGUAGAGACUGUGAGGAACGUCUCAACUUCAGAAGAGUCUGGAGGAAAAAAUCAUAGAAUCAGAACUGAAGAUGAUUCAGCAGUAUGCAGUGGAUGUGACUCUGGAUGCUGAUACAGCUCAUCCUGAUCUCCUCCUGUCUGAUGAUGGAAAACAAGUGAGAGACGGAGACACAGAACAGAAUCUUUCUUACAAUCCAAAGAGAUUUAAUGGAUGUACCUGUGUCCUG